This is a messenger RNA of Orussus abietinus, 7480 nucleotides long. RefSeq names its product fasciclin-2 (gene Fas2). The transcript has 7 exons. The record is from RefSeq and is a predicted model, not a curated record. Lineage: Eukaryota; Metazoa; Arthropoda; Insecta; Hymenoptera; Orussidae. Gene Ontology annotation, biological process: cell adhesion. Gene Ontology annotation, molecular function: protein binding. The coding region runs from base 236 to 2518 and encodes 760 amino acids. Gene Ontology annotation, cellular component: membrane.
CCGUGACGACACGUCGUGCGAGCCCAGGACCGCGGCACCACCGACGUCAGCUCGUACCUAGGAGUUCCGAUCCGCCCGCGCAGGUAGAGCGUUCGCUCGAGAUACCGAAACUCGGGAAAUCGGUCGUGCGAGUGAUUCCAGUGGCGAGGAGAAAAAGUACGGCAGAGGAGACACGUGAGAGAGAGAGGGUAUCCGGAGGAGGCGAAGGCCGGCUUCCAGCGACGGGCGUUUCGCGAUGGCAGCGAGGCGAGUGGCCGCCUGUUUCGUGCUGCUGCACCUUGCAGCAGGGGCUAGUGCAGCAUCCUUGGAGAUCCUUCCCAGCGGAGAUCUCCAGACGAAACCUAUCGGAGUCAGUAUCAUCCUGACGUGUAAACCCUCGCAAGAUGUGGCAGACCUCAAUCUCAUCACCGACAUGCAGUGGCUGGACCCCCAAAACAGAUCCAUCGAGUCCCAAGGCGCUUACGGGUACUCGAAGCCACCGAUGUACACGGAGAUGCACCAGGGCACCAGUCUUCAGCUUUUCUUUAAUUCUCUUCAAGAAGAGCAAGCAGGUCGCUACACCUGCAGGGCGAAUUAUGCGAACACCGAAGCUCUGAGUAAAUCCGUGACGAUCGAGACCAUAGUUGCGAUCACCUGGGAAGACGCACCGGAAGAACAAUUCCCGAUCCUCGGAGAAGAUUACUCGAUCAAAUGCAAAGUUCGUGCCCAACCAUCACCCUCGGUGGAUUGGCUCUUCAACGGGGAGCUGAUCAAGACCAACGAGCACUACAUCAUCGACACCCAUGCCCUGAAGAUCAAGAACGUCCAGGAAUCCGACGACGGGGUCUACACGUGUCGAGCAUCGGUCACCACGACUGGUGAACUCCAAGAACGAGCCAUCCGCGUGGAGGUCUACACGAGGCCGGAAAUCGAGGAGCUGAACUCCCCGGUGGAGAUGACCGAGGGCGAGAGCAAAGGCAUCACCUGCAAGGCCAAAGGAAAGCCUCCGCCAAAGUUCAUGUGGGUAAAAUCGGUGACCCAGCAGGACCUAUCCAAGGCCGACCGGUUCGAGGUGAACGAAGACACCGGGACCUUGUUCAUCAACAACGUGAAACGCGAAGACGUGGGGGAGUACCAAUGCGUAGCGUCGAACGGAGCCGGCAGAGCGACGACGAACAUCCAGGUGUACGUGGUAGUGAAGCCCAAGAUCAUGGAGUUCACGAACAAGACCAUCGCCGAAGGGAACACGGUGGAGCUGCAAUGUAAGGCCUUCGGCCAGCCACCUCCGGUGAUCUCCUUCAGGAAGCACACCAUGAAGGACCCCUACACGGAAGGAAUUCAGAAAUCGGACGACAGAAUCAUCCUGACCAACCAGGCGGACGACAUGAACAGCGAGACGGUGGGUACCCUGACCAUCAACAACGCCAGGAGGUCCGACGACGGUCUGUACGAGUGCAUAGCCAGCAACAAGGGAGGCCCAGCUCAUAAAAACGUCCACCUGGCCGUGGAGUUCCCACCUUCGUUCGCGUCCAUGCCCAACAACACGGUCUGGUCCUGGGAGCAGAGGCCGGUGAACCUCACCUGCAUAGCCGAGAGCAUCCCCAACGCCACCAUAGAGUGGACCAUGAACGGGGACCAGAAGAUAGACAACAAUCCAGCGUUCAAGAAAAUCGGGAAAGGCCCUAUCUCCACGCUCGUGGUGGUGCCCAUCGAUAAGAGAUACUACGCCCAUUACAAGUGCACCGCUUCCAACCUCCACGGGACGCGAUCGCAUAUGAUCGAAUUGAGGGAGGCCAACAAACCUGGGGAAUUGUUGCAAGCGAAAAUCGUGGACAUCACGGCAACGACCAUCGCGUUCAACCUGGUGCCUCCGCCCACGCAGGAAGGUCUGCCCAUCAAGACUCUGACCGUCCAGUACAAGGAGCAGGCGCACGCCUGGACGAAUGCCAGGAACAAGACCUGGGCCGUGGGCUCCCCGUACAUCCUGGAGGGUCUGCAGCCGCAGACUUAUUACGACUUCCGGUUCAAGGCCAGGAACGAAGUGGGCUUUGGUAAUUGGGGUAAUUACCUGAAGGAGAGUACACCUAGGAGGACCGUUCCCAGCGAGCCGAUAAUGACCUCGAAGCCUCCGUCUGGGCAGGAGUACGACAGCGUCAACUACCACAAUCAGUACCAGCUGAUGUGGACCAUUCCUCCUGAUAACGGAGAGCCUAUCGACUUGUAUCAGAUCCGCUACUGCCAGAUGAAUCACGUCGCCGAUAAGUGGGAGGUCCUCGAAAAUACCUGCAAAACCGAGGACACCAAGGGACAGAGGUCGCAGCACUGGCUGAAGUAUCUCGAUUCGGACACCUUUUACAUGGCCGAGGUCAGGGCGCACAAUGCCCUAGGUUAUGGUCCAGCGGGGGUCACGCAGUUCAAGACUGCCACAGAAUCGACCGGAGUCACCGUGGACUACUCGAUAAUAUCCGGUGGAGAGACUUCCAAGCUUGCCGUGAUCGCCUUUACUUCAGCGAUGACGAUCCUAUUCGUAAAUGUCUAGCUUUGACAAGGGGACUCGCCAUUUACAAUUGCUAUUUCCCCGGGUGUGAACGGACAUUAAGGAACUCACCCUUGACAGAGUACAAGAGACCACGUGGGUCGUACGAGGAAUCGAUUGUCUUUGUUAAUCGACGCGUGGAUCGGGCGAGAUCAAUGGCUCCAUGGAUCGGUUUCCGAAGAGUGCUCGUCUAGAUCGGUCGCGGACGUUUUUACUUUUAACCCCGACCUUUUCUCUUACCAUUGAUAACAAAAAAUAGGUUUAAUUCGACACUUCAUUUCGGAUGAACGGAGGUGCGCUAUAGAUUUUACUGCCAUUUACAGUGCCAUACAAAUGAUGCCAAAACCUUGUUUAAAUAGGGAACAUACAAACGAAGUGCUGUAAAGGUGCUGUGCUGAUACUGAAUUUGUUAGGAUAAUUUUUUAACGGGUGUUUAUUAUUUUGCCGAUUUUUUUUUUUUUUUGCGUUGACAGAAAGUGAUCGAGAUCCGCGGCCGAUCUUGUUGAGGAGGACGAGCAUUUUUCGAGGAAACCCGGCAGCUCCGAUUUUUGCGGAUUUCGCAAGUGCCUGCCGAGUGCAUCUGUCGAGCGCUAAUAGCACGAUUAAUGUUUAAUCGAUUAAAACUAGGAUAAUUAGAUCGAAGCGCUACAUUCCGAGGAGUAUUUGAGAUACGUGGAGGAAAGUGAAUCUAUGUUAGUGGCGAUAGGGAGGUGAUUAAGAGAUGAGUCCGAUGAGAGGAAGGAAGCCCGGAAGAGCCACAUCUCGAAGUCGGAGGCCUUGCUAAAUCAUUGUUAAUUUUCAGUAUUCACGGUUGAAAACGUACUGGUACGUUUAAGCUGCUCGAAGAGGGAAUGACGAUAAGCGCGAAGGAAAGAGCGGAAGAUUCGGAUCGAGAGAAAGAUGCAUCUAGGACGCUGCGGAUAAAAAAAGUGCAAUCUUUCCUGCGAAAGGAAUCAGAGAAAAAAUAUCGGCGAGUGAUUUAUCAAAGUCCUGAUGAGUCCCUCUUUUGCCCCAUUUUUUUUUUUUAGGACCUUCAAAUCGAGGCUGCAGCAUCCCUGAUGCAUCUUCGCGCGACAGGAUAUCUUCGGUGCACCGUUGUACUCUAAGCCUAAAACGUGUCCUGCCUUAAAUUGCCAAAUACUUAACUGAGGCAAAAUCAGGAUAAAAAUCGGGAAGGAAUACGAUUAACGUCCUCGGGAGAUUAAAAUGACUCCGAUAACGGGACGAGCUCGUUCACGAAGAAAUCUCGGCCUGCAGGGAUAAAUUGAUAGAGGAAUAUCCGCAGUGCAGAUACGCACCGUGAAAAAAUUCCGACUAAGUCUAAUUUAAUUUCGCCAAUUCUUUUAUUCCCUCCCAUUCUUUCGCAUUUGUCCCUGCUCUCGCGGAAGUGCAUUUCGUAAAUGAAUUCGUUAAAACCCGGAGUUAAGCUCACCGCGAGAUACGCGAAGCCCGAACAGAGAGGGUGCAUUAAAUAACAUGGCGGUGCAGUUUCCCGGGACAACGAGGAGAGAGAUAUUUUUAGAGAAUCAUAUUUCCCUUCCGCGAAGAAAACGGCGGGGCUAGAAAGCGCGAAAAUCGCCAUUGCUUCCGCGAUAACGACUCUUGCUCGGCAAAAGCCGAAAGCAGCUCGCGAGAAUUGUCGAGAAAGGAAGAGGGGGUGGAAAGAAAAGUCCCUUUCAUCGGGGAGGAGUGUCGAAAAAAAAAGGGAAUCUCAAAAUGCAAGGGCUCAAUGAGAGACCCCUGCCUUGUUUCCGCAACGGCGCAGGCGCGGAAGCGUCCUCUGCUCGGCAAAAAAAAAAAAAGAAAGAGAUAAAAAUCCGUUUUUAUCGAAACAACGCAACCGUGUGUCCGCCAUGCUCGGAUCUCCGCAUUGUUCGUCCCUCUCUUGUACCUCUUCUUUUUUUUUUCUCUCUCUCUCAUUCCCUUCGCAUCUAGGUUUCCCCUUCCGCGAGCCAUCUCGACGUGCAGUUAGCAGGCCAUAUUCUUUUUUUCCUAGGAUAGCGACACGAUAACGAGUGAAAGGAAUAAAAAUCACAACAGGGAGAGGGAAAUGCCAAAAGCUCUCCGUCCAUGUUUUCCUGCAAACCAAAGAGAUUUCACCGAUAUGAUCUAUCCACGGAUCUCCGAUAGAUCGUUACACCUUAUUAAAGCGAUCCGUGGAUCGAUCGAUCGAUCGUGACGAUCGGUUCGAACCCCACCAUGGACGGAAGAAACUGCAUAAUGACUUUCCUUCAGGACAUGUUUUAUUUUCCUUUUUUUUUUUUCCCCCACUAACUCAACAUACAUUCGUUACACUUCUUUAUAUCGCGUCUUUCUCACCUUCGCAUCACUAUCAAGUGUCUUUAAUUGUUUUUCUGGAUUCCUUUUUUUUUGUCACAUUUUUUAUCAGUCAUUAGUUUCUGCUUGGUUAGUGUUAUAAAUACGUGUCUUAGUGCGCAUGAUCUGUGAAUUGCGAUUAUUGUCAUUACCAUUCUUAUGAUUAGUGACGCCAUUAUUGUUAUGACUAAUUAUAUUAUUAAUUAUUAUCGCUAGGUUAGUUGACGUACUUUAUUUACGUACUAUUAGCGUUAGUCCUUGCGUCGGCGUGUUUCGGAAGCAUCGCAUUUCUCUUUUUUAGUUAACAAUUAAGCGUUCUGACCUGGUACGAUUAUUUUAGCCUCGUUUUAAUCUUACGUUUAGUCAUUGUUCGCUGGUUACGAUCAUUGUCCUUCUCUGUUCGUCUCGUCGACCCGAGUUUUCGUUAACGUCGCUUGGCUCGUGAUAACGAUACGAUUCGAGACAAGGUUUGAUUUUCACAUCUUUUUGUCCGCCCUCCAUUGGCGCUUUCGCUACCUCGCAUGGCAUGAGCUUCAUUAUUAUCGUUAUCGAGUCGUAAGUACCGUAGGAAAUAAUGACUUCACCCCGGGGUCUCGAAACAUCGUUACUAAAACUUACAAUUUUCACGAGAAAACCCUUUCUGCCAUUAUUAAACUGCCAUUAAAAUCCCCUAAAAAAUCAUCUAGGGAUUUCCUUGGGCGAAAGUGAUGCCUAAAAUAAUGCAUAGUUUUCCUUUGAAUACAAUCUCAUUUAAAUUCAAUUUCCACCCUCUGACUAUUGAGCUUGCAAUUUUACUCGGAAUUGUUUUUUUUUUUUUAAUUAUUUUUAUUCGCAGUUUGGCGCGCCCUUAUCAGCUCGGUGGUCCCGAUUGCAGUUUGCAUUGUUCCAUUAUGCAGUCUCUGUCGAUGUCUCUCGCGAUUCCCAGGGGAAGCCAUCAUUUCUUAGAUGAGUACACGGUCAUUCCCGCGUGUCAUGCCCCUCGAUGUACUUCAGGGUCUGAUCGAUAAUCGCGAUUAGGGCGGUUCGUAUUUCACGAGGACGAGAACAAGGGGUAUCCCGGACACCUCCACUUUGGAAAUUCGAGCCUCACCCCAGGGCGGAUAUCGAUUCUCGUGUACCCUGGACAGAUUUGCGGCCGCCCGAAAGGAUUCGAUGGACGAGCAGAUUCAUUGCCACGUACAUUUGUACAUAGACACGCGUCCUUACUCCUGUCCGACUCUUGACAUGUCUCUUUUCUCGCGCCUCGCGAACUCACUUGCAGGUGAGACCAAAAGCGACCGCGAAACGAUAAAGCUCAAAGGAGAUGAAAGCGGAAAAUUCGAUAUCAAUCAGCAAAACCAAACACUUACUAACGAGACAUCUCAUUAAAUGAAAUCCCCCUCGGAAAACAAUUUCAUAAGAUUUUCGUCAUAAUCGCAUUUUUUUUUUUUAUAAUUCCACAUUUUAAAUUCCCUCUUUUUAAUCAUAGUGCUUGUCUGGCGAAAGAGAAAGAUAACUAGGGCGAGAAAUAUUGAAUAAAUGUCCAUAGUGGGUACUUUUUAAACAUACCACCGUGAGAGAUAAUUUGAUGAGAUUUUUGAGAUAAUCGUGAAAACCUCUUUUUCUUUUAACCGCUUUCGUCUCCUCUUAUCAAAGGCGCCCGAGAACUAUUGAGUCUCAUUGCGGUUUAUCGAGGGGGUGGCGCAGCGGUCUUGCGACAUCGGAAAAAUGGAUGUUUGCUCGGGAUGUUUCCCUUUGGUAUUUCUUUUUCGCGCCUCCAAGAGCUCCCGACAAUGGGCGGCGCAUAAAAAGGGCCCUUCGAAAAAGACAUCUCGUCUUCCGGUGUUUCCCGCGUCCUUCGUCACAUCCAGGGAAGACAACGGGGAUAUAUUUUCUUAUGCAGUCUUAUCCGGCGCAUAAAGGGGAGGGAUCGGUAGGGCGGGAGACGACUUUUACGAGACAUCUUCUUCCUGCCCUGUCGAGGGGUGGCAUAAAAUUUUUUACGCCCAGGAACCUCGAGAGAAGUCCUCGCGAAUUCUUCCACGUUAAUUCCAUAAUCGGCGCCAUUUUUCAUUCUUUUCUUUUUUUUUUCGUUAUUUCGAUCCCAACAACCAUCGACAAAUCCAGCCGAUUACGAGGCUCGCAUGUGCGGCGUUUAUUGCAGUCGUAACAAACGCUGCAGCGUGUCACGUGUCGCUCACGUAGCGUCAUUUGUUGCUCCCGGAGUAAACUUUACGAGGGAACGUCCUCCGAAACGCGGAUUUACGUGCCGCCCCCUCCUCCGUGUUUUAUUCCCCCCGUUUUAUUUUUAUUCACCGUUUUCGAGGCCCUCGUGCUUUAUUUCCGCCGCCAUCGCGCGUCCGAAAAAUCGAGGCGGACGAGAAAUCGAAAAUGCACGACUGGCAUGCGUUCCUUCCUUUAGACCCUGAUCGGCGAUAUUUUCUAGAGUAAAUAUGUAAUACGGUACACUAUAUACGCGUCUAUGUAUACUCGCUGAUACAUGUACAGACAUACAUAUACGUACAUAUACAUAUAGAUAUAACACCAUAGCUGUGUACAACACGCCUAGCGUACACGUAUUUAUGAUGAGGGUACAUAGUCUUCUUUUUUUUUUUCUGUGAAACACAUUGUACAUAAUCGAUACAGAAAUAUAAUGUUGUGAGCGACGAA